UCGAACUGUCAGUACGAUUUAAAAGCGUCUCGAGUACGAAUACGGAUAGGCAAUAAAAAGUGAACGAAAGAGUGAAGUAGUGAAUCGACACUCACACUCGUACUUUAGUGCUACAGACGCAGUUAGAAGUAGUGGAAACCGCGAUUGCAGCGACGGAGGAUCUAUUAUAGAGUCAAGAAGCAAAAAUUAAAAAAACUAACUCAAACGCGACGAUCGUUAAAAGGAUAAAAGCACAGGGAUAAAAAAUGGAAAUUUUAUCAGUCAGAGUGUCGUAUAUCGCGUUGGCUGUGCUGAUUGCUUGUGUGCUGAUGGUAGAAGCACGACCACAGGCGCCGGAACAGCCCGAGCCGUAUGAAUACCAAUACGAGGUUAAGGAUCCUGAGAAAGAAUUAUUCUUCAACAAAAAUGAGGCGGGUGAUGCUGCGGGAAAAGUUUCUGGCCAAUAUUCCGUAUGGCUACCAGAUGGACGCCUAAUGACCGUUGCCUACACAGUAGAGGGAGAGAAUGGUUUCGUUCCCAAAGUGUCGUUUGACACAACUAAUCCACUGGGUUAAGGCACUCAUAAGACCCACAAGAAACGCAUGGCUAGAUAAAAUUCCUUUCAAGGGCAGCAAUCAAAUGGAAAAUGAUAACAAGAGUGGUGAUGGAACCUACAGGUCAAAGGUUAAGAAUGAGAAAAUAAAUAAAAAUUUAGUUAAUGUUUAGCUAAAAAUUUAUGCAGACGCAUAGCGAAAUUUGCAUAUUUAAGAAAGCAACAACACACACAGACACUUAGCACAUAUGCAUAUACACAAAGAUAGGUACGCACACACGCAAAUGCUAAAAAGAUACAGGGGACUUACAAAUAAUGAUUCAACGAAAGGCUUGUGCAGCAACAGCAACAACUAUGAAACAACGUCAACAUCUUCUUCGCUAAUAAUAAGGAAUUAACUUAUUUAUGGCGAACAUUGUAAAUAAAAUGUCUAUGUACAUAUAUAUUUCACUUAUUGCCUAUAUGUAUGUACAUAUGUACAUAUAUUUAUAUACAUAUUCUAUAAUACUUUAACUUCUUUGCUUUAGGUAAAUGAUGCCUUCAACCCUACUGUACUUUUAUAUGUAUAUAUUACGAUUAUUUUGUUAUUUUAUACUAUCAUAUUUUAUAUUAAAUGUACAUCAUCUUCUUCGCUUUAUGCGCUGAAAGCGUUCACUAUGUACCUUUUGAUAAUACGUAAAUUAAAAAAAAAACACAAAUAUUGAUAUUUGUUACGGUUAUAUACAAAUUUAUGUAUAACAAGCAAAUGGAAAAUGGCUCAAUCUUAAAAUAAUAAAUGAUUUAUAGUUAAAA
This is a messenger RNA of Anastrepha obliqua, 1324 nucleotides long. RefSeq lists its product as uncharacterized. The record is from RefSeq and is a predicted model, not a curated record. The coding region runs from base 246 to 554 and encodes 102 amino acids. Gene Ontology annotation, cellular component: extracellular matrix. NCBI's taxonomy places the organism in Eukaryota, Metazoa, Arthropoda, Insecta, Diptera, Tephritidae. The transcript has 3 exons.